Molecule: messenger RNA, 3083 nt
Organism: Teleopsis dalmanni
Lineage: Eukaryota; Metazoa; Arthropoda; Insecta; Diptera; Diopsidae
Product: cytoplasmic FMR1-interacting protein
Biological process (GO): regulation of actin filament polymerization; axon guidance; regulation of translation
Cellular component (GO): SCAR complex; synapse; neuron projection
Molecular function (GO): RNA 7-methylguanosine cap binding; small GTPase binding
Source: RefSeq, a predicted model, not a curated record
CCAGUUCAAACGCAAUUAGUCCACAGGCUGACUUAAUGGUACAUUUACCACAGAUACGUGAAGAUCAUGUUAAGUAUAUAUCUGAAUUGGCGCGUUAUACAAACGAAGUCACAACAACGGUUAAAGAAAAUCCGACUGAUGCAGAAAAUCGCGCUACAUCAGAUUUAGCACUACGUGGCUUACAGUUACUCUCAGAGUGGACAAGUGUAGUGACUGAAUUGUAUUCUUGGAAACUUUUGCAUCCUACCGACCAUCACCAAAAUAAAGAAUGUCCCGUAGAGGCAGAGGAAUAUGAACGUGCGACGCGCUACAACUACACUUCAGAAGAGAAAUUUGCACUGAUUGAAGUAAUAGCAAUGAUCAAAGGUUUACAGGUUCUUAUGGCACGCAUUGAAACAGUACUGUGUGAAGCUAUACGUCGAAAUAUAUAUUCAGAAUUACAGGAUUUUGUACAAGUUACACUGCGCGAACCCUUACGUAAAGCUGUCAAAAAUAAAAAAGAUCUUAUACGUAGUAUAAUAAUGUCAGUGCGUGAAACAUCAGCCGAUUGGCAGAAAGGUUACGAACCUACUGAUGAUCCCGCAGGAAAAGGCAAAAAAGAUCCCGAUGGCGGAUUUCGUAUACAUGUGCCACGUUUAAAUGUGGGUCCAUCAUCUACACAACUCUAUAUGGUGCGCACUAUGUUGGAAUCGCUUAUAGCUGAUAAAAGUGGUGGGAAACGCACUCUGCGUAAGGAUAUUGAUGGCACAUGUUUAAUGCAAAUUGAUACUUUCCACAAGACAUCAUUUUACUGGAGUUAUUUGCUUAACUUUAGUGAAACCUUACAAAAAAGCUGCGACCUUUCGCAACUAUGGUAUAGGGAAUUCUAUUUGGAAAUGACGAUGGGGCGUAAAGUCAACAAAUGUAUGGUACGUCACCAGCAUAAUGAGGAAUGUAAAGAUUUAAUUACUAUGGAAAAACGCAUACAAUUUCCAAUUGAAAUGUCUAUGCCUUGGAUAUUAACAGAUCAUAUUUUGCAAACAAAGGAACCCUCUAUGAUGGAAUUUGUUUUAUAUCCUUUGGAUUUGUACAACGAUUCGGCUCAUUAUGCUUUGACAGUAUUUCGUAAGCAGUUCUUGUAUGAUGAAGUGGAAGCAGAAGUAAAUUUAUGUUUUGAUCAAUUUGUUUACAAUUUAAGUGAACAGAUAUUUGCGCACUAUAAGCAAUUAGCGGGAAGCAUAUUUUUGGAUAAACGUUUCCGUUUGGAAUGUGAAGUACUUGGUUUUAAUUUUCAGUCUUAUCCUCGCAAUAAUCGCUAUGAAACACUUUUGAAGCAACGUCAUGUGCAACUGCUGGGUCGGUCUAUUGAUUUAAAUAAACUUAUAACACAACGAAUCAAUGUAAAUAUGCACAAGAGUAUUGAAUUGGCCAUAAGUCGAUUUGAAGCAAAUGAUAUUACUGGAAUUGUGGAACUUGAGGGUUUGUUAGAAGCCAAUCGAAUUUGUCACAAGCUUCUAAGCAAAUAUUUAGCUUUGGAUAAUUUUGAUGCAAUGGCUAAAGAGGCAAAUCACAACGUUUUAGCACCAUAUGGACGCAUUACUUUACAUGUUUUUGUGGAAUUGAAUUAUGAUUUUUUGGUUAGUUAUUGCUACAAUGCAGCAACAAAUCGUUUUGUACGCAGCAAAGUCAAUUUAUCAUCCACUCAACCAAUACAUCGCGACAAGCCAGCGCAAAUGUCUCAUUACUACCUAUGGGGUUCAAAGCAAUUGAAUGCUGCUUAUUCAACACAGUAUGGACAAUAUACAGGCUUUGUUGGUGCACCGCAUUUUCAUGCUAUGUGCCGUUUGCUUGGAUAUCAAGGCAUAGCAGUGGUAAUGGAUGUAAUCCUAAAAGAUAUCGUUAAACCUUUAAUACAAGGUUGUCUAUUGCAAUUUACAAAAACUCUUAUGAGUGCUAUGCCCAAAUCUUGCAAACUACCACGUUGCGAAUAUGGCUCACCAGGUGUGCUUAGUUAUUACCAAGCACAUUUAACUGAUAUUGUGCAAUAUCCUGAUACAAAAACGGAGUUAUUCCAAUCAUUUCGAGAAUUUGGAAAUUGUAUUAUAUUCUGUUUACUAAUCGAACAAGCUUUAUCACAGGAAGAAGUGUGUGAUUUAUUACACGCAGCGCUAUUUCAAAAUAUAUUUCCAAGACCAUUUUGUAAAGAAAACGAGAAACCAGAAGCCAAACAAAAACGUCUCGAAGCUCAAUUUGCGAACUUACAGAUAGUGUCAAAUGUGGAGAAGAUAGGCACUGCUAAGCAAGCCAUGAUUGCACGUGAAGGUGAUCUACUAACACGAGAACGCCUUUGUUGUGGUUUAAGCAUUUUCGAAGUUAUAUUAAAUCGCAUCAAAGGUUAUUUAGAUGAUCCAGUCUGGUGUGGUCCUCCGCCAGCCAAUGGAAUUAUACAUGUUGAUGAAUGUUCAGAAUUUCAUAGACUUUGGUCAGCCUUACAGUUUGUUUAUUGUAUACCGGUGCGUGGUACAGAAUAUACCAUUGAAGAACUCUUUGGUGAAGGUCUUAAUUGGGCCGGUUGCGCUAUGAUUGUACUGCUCGGCCAACAACGACGCUUUGAGGCUUUAGAUUUCUGUUAUCAUAUAUUACGCGUGCAACGAGUUGAUGGAAAAGAUGAGGAUGUGAAAGGAAUCAAACUGAAACGUAUGGUGGAUCGCAUACGUCGUUUUCAAGUAUUAAAUUCACAAAUUUUUGCUAUUCUAAAUAAAUAUCUGAAAAGUGGCGAUGGUGAAGGAUCAAAUGUUGAACAUGUACGUUGCUUCCCACCACCACAACAUCCUUCGGUUAUUUCUUCACAUUAUCAAGACCCUAACAAGUUGAGACAAAGUUUAAAUAACUAAGUAUGAGUAUUUAAAUAUAUAUGCAAAAUUAGAAAACUGCGCUUUUAAGUGUAAGUUUUAUGAUUAAGUAGUUCUCUUAGCCACUUAGAUUUUAUAUACAUACUAAGUUAAAUUAAGUGUUGCUUCUCUUUUAAGCAACAAACUAAAAAAACUAUUAGUAAAAUUUUUACUAUGAUUCUCUCGUAUAUCACAGAUUGUUAUUAAUAAUAU